Striga asiatica is the source of this 373-nucleotide messenger RNA. The record is from the annotation of a GenBank genome assembly. NCBI's taxonomy places the organism in Eukaryota, Viridiplantae, Streptophyta, Magnoliopsida, Lamiales, Orobanchaceae.
AUGGGAAACACCUGCUAUAACAUGGAGUCUGCUGCUUGGAAUGCCAGUCUUUGCAAGUGCGUUCCCGUUUUUAUCUAGCAACACAAAACAUGGGAGGAAAAAGAAAAAAAUAAAAAUAAAUUACCUCAGGCAACCAUUUAUCAUUCUCUGCAUCAGCCAUAACGAUGUUAAGCCAAUCAGAGUUCCUCUUUUCAACCUCCAUCACAAAACCCAGCAAAGAAUUACAGAGUCCACACUUUGGAGAAGCGCCUGCAAAUGCCCUGUUCUCCGCCUCUCCUUGCUCUUGAGGGCUCAAAACAUUUCUCUUUUGAUCGGAUGCAAAAAGGCCUUUUUGGAGAACUGCAAAAUCGACCAAAUUGAGGGCCGCAACGGU